AUGUCUUUUCACAAAGUCCUCGUCGUCAACCGAGCAUCGUUUCAACAGAAAAUCUCUACAACCGCGGCCUUAUCCACCAUGGUGUCUCCAGACCACUCGCUGGCUGAGAAGCUUCGCGCAUACUCCACAUGCGAUGUAUCAGACGCGUUACUGAAAGUGGGCGUUCCUUAUGGCGGCUUUCUUCCCAACUUGAGCAUGUGGUCACCUCUACGACAAGAAGGCGAUAAAAAGCUCAUUGGACCUGCGUAUACUGUCAAGUUUGUCCGCAACACUCAGACCAACGCACCAAAACUCAAGGAGCAUUAUAUCGACACUAUCCCAAAAGAUCACGUUAUCUUUAUCUCAGCGCCCCAUGGCAUAUUCAACGCCGUGUACGGCGGUCUAAUGAGCACUCGUGCAGAGUACUCUGAAGCCGCGGGCACAGUUGUCGAUGGUACUUUUCGAGAUUUGCAGGAUCAUCGCAAAUUAGACUACCCGGUCUUUGCCCGUAAUGUCGGUACGCCAAGCCCCCACGAGGUCGCUCGCCCCAGCGAGAUCAAUGUUCCUGUAAAGCUGCAGGAUCCUGCCCUGGAUGUGAUGAUCAAGCCUGGUGAUAUCAUAUUCGGAGAUUUGAAUGGUGUUGUUUGCGUGCCCAAGGAAGUCCUUUCCAAGGUUAUUGAGAUCUUGCCUGGGCAGGUUGAAGCGGACGAUAACAUGUCACGAGACAUCGCUCAGGGUAAGACUUUUACAGCCGCUAAGAAACAGUAUCGUUGA
Messenger RNA from Fusarium tjaetaba, 753 nucleotides. Its product is annotated as dlpA-like protein. The record is from RefSeq and is a predicted model, not a curated record. The transcript is spliced from 5 exons. Lineage: Eukaryota; Fungi; Ascomycota; Sordariomycetes; Hypocreales; Nectriaceae. The coding region runs from base 1 to 753 and encodes 250 amino acids.